ACCCCCCCAUUGUGCAUCCCACCACGUACAUACCUACUGUGGCCAAGGUUCUAAUAUUUUCUACAACAUCUAUCAACAGAUUGUAGGGCGUAUCUCCAAUGGAUGGUUCUCUUGUACCCGACGGAAAUCCAAACCUGUCACCAACAAGGUUUGUGAAGGUUUUCUUGCAUGGGGAGCACUUUGGAAGGAAGAUAAAUUUAACUGCUCACAACAGUUAUGACUCGCUGUCCUUCACCCUGAAAAGACUGGGAAGCAACUAUUCACUUUCACAGUACCAACUUAGUGGCUUGGAGAUGAGUGAAGAAGAAGGUGCAUUACAUGACGACUUCAUGUUUCUGUACGAUAACAUGGACGGUUAUCGUUUCUUUCUUGGUGAAGUCCCAUGGGAGGAUUUCACUGUUUCAGUCAAGAAGAUCUACAUUUUUCCUGGAGAAAAACAGGAUGAUAAUGAGGAAUAUCUGGAAGAGGGAAAUGGAGAUAACGGUGAUGGCAAUGUUGCUGCUGAUGGAGAUGAUGAUGCCACUGGUGAAGAUGGAGCCCUGGACGCUGUUGUUGCUGAGGAUGAUGGAGAUGGAGAUGAGGACGAAGGUGACAGAGCUGUUGACGAGGAUGGAGAUGGAGCUUAUGAUGAUGAAGACAGAGAUGUUGGUGAUGAUGAAGAUGAUGCUAGCUCCGAGGGCAAUGAUGGUGGUGCCGCAGAGUAGGCGAGGAAUAUUAAGUGACAUGCAUUAGCAUACCUCGCAAGCCUCGUUGUAGUUACAUGUUGCUUAAUUCUCUCUACCUAGCAAGUUUACCUUUCGAUUGUUUAUGCAUCUUAUUAUAUGAACUGAACGUUUAUCUUAUAUAUGUUUGAGACUUUUAUUAUCUAUACAUAAAAUUCAUAUAAUCACCUUUGAAUAUCCGAAUA
Molecule: messenger RNA, 907 nt
Organism: Hordeum vulgare subsp. vulgare (domesticated barley)
Lineage: Eukaryota; Viridiplantae; Streptophyta; Magnoliopsida; Poales; Poaceae
Product: putative auxin-responsive protein IAA29
Exons: 5
Coding region: 99-704 (201 amino acids)
Biological process (GO): regulation of DNA-templated transcription
Cellular component (GO): nucleus
Molecular function (GO): protein binding
Source: RefSeq, a predicted model, not a curated record